AUGGAGAAAAAACAACUUUUAAAUAUUUAAUAUUUAAGAACGAUUAAUUAAAAGUUUCCUUUUCAUUAAAGUACUUAUCAAGUAUUGGAUAAUCCUUUUGAAGUAUAUCUCAAUAAUAAAUUCUGGAAAUCUUAAUUUGCUAUAAAGGAGCAAACAGAGCUCGUUCUGUUUAAAAUGCUGAAAGUAUAUUAAGACCAGAAAUUACGAAAAAUUAUCAAUAAUAUUAUAUUAUAAUGA
Messenger RNA from Paramecium sonneborni, 237 nucleotides. The record is from the annotation of a GenBank genome assembly. Lineage: Eukaryota; Ciliophora; Oligohymenophorea; Peniculida; Parameciidae.